Messenger RNA from Juglans microcarpa x Juglans regia, 2443 nucleotides. Its product is annotated as replication protein A 70 kDa DNA-binding subunit A. Gene Ontology annotation, biological process: meiotic cell cycle; telomere maintenance via telomerase; DNA replication. Gene Ontology annotation, molecular function: single-stranded telomeric DNA binding; damaged DNA binding. Gene Ontology annotation, cellular component: DNA replication factor A complex; nucleus. NCBI's taxonomy places the organism in Eukaryota, Viridiplantae, Streptophyta, Magnoliopsida, Fagales, Juglandaceae. Bases 244 to 2115 code for a protein of 623 amino acids. The transcript has 2 exons. The record is from RefSeq and is a predicted model, not a curated record.
UGCAAGCACUCUUGUUGUUUCUUAGAUCAGUAUGCCCCGAAAGUAGAAUUUCUGGUUCCGCGACUGCAUCCUCGUACUGGUCGCUAUGAUAUAUAAAUAAAACAGAUCUCUCUACGGUUCUACCGUCGGGUCAGUUAUUUCCUGCCCCUCCAAUCCCCCGCCAAUAUCAUCUCUCUGUCUCUCAUUUCCCCAUUUUUUAGGGUUAGGGCUUUCCUCUCUCCCUCUUCUACCGUGGUUCGAGCCAUGCCGGUGAAUCUGACGCCCAACGCUAUCGCCUCCAUAGAAUCUGGUGAUGUCAACGCCAAGCCACUGGUGCAGGUCCUGGAUAUCAAGCUUAUUGGGAGCACGCAGGAGCGGUACCGUUUGCUGCUCUCCGACUCCGUUUCGACUCAGCACGCCAUGCUGGCCACCCAGCUCAACGACCGAGUCAAGUCAGGCCGUGUCACGAAGGGCUCCGUCGUCCAGUUGAUCGAUUACAUUUGCAGCCCCGUCCAGAACCGGAAAAUAAUUGUUGUGCUGAACAUGGAAACUAUUAUACCAGACUGUGAGAUAAUUGGGAAUCCAAAAUCACUGACUGAAUCUGGUUCAGCAGCUGAAAAACCAUUGCCAAAUAAGAAUUUAGAGCACCCCACAAGGGUUGGUGGUAACCAUUUCGGUGCCCAGAAUCCUGGUAAAAAUGUGCGAAGUUUCCCACCAACAGUUCAACCUCCAUACCAGCCACCUCCAAAUUACAGAAAUCAUGGUCCAAUUCUGAAGAAUGAUGCACCAGCACGUAUAAUUCCUAUUGCUGCUUUGAAUCCUUACCAGGGUCGCUGGGCUAUCAAGGCAAGAGUUACUGCAAAAGGGGACAUCCGUCGUUACAACAAUGCCCGGGGAGAUGGGAAGGUGUUCUCUUUUGACCUCCUUGACUCUGAUGGUGGAGAAAUUCGUGCGACUUGCUUUAAUGCCGUAGUUGACCGCUUCUAUGAUGCAAUUGAGGUCGGUAAAGUCUAUUUGAUCUCAAAGGGUAGCUUAAAACCUGCACAGAAGAACUACAACCAUUUGAAAAAUGAGUGGGAGAUAUUUCUGGAGACAAGUUCGACUGUGGAGCUUUGCCCAGAGGAAGAUGAUUCUAUACCAAAGCAGCAAUUUUCCUUCAGGCCUAUCAGUGAAAUUGAGAGUGCUGACAACAACUCCAUACUUGACAUUAUUGGUGUUGUGAUAUCUGUGAAUCCGUCAGUGCCCAUUCUGAGAAAGAAUGGAAUGGAGACUCAGAGAAGAAUUUUGAAUUUGAAGGAUGGAUCUGGCAGGAGUGUUGAGCUUACCCUUUGGGGAGAAUUUUGCAACAGGGAAGGUCAAAAGCUGGAAGAGAUGAUCAAUUCUGGGGGUUUUCCAGUAUUAGUUGUCAAAUCUGGGAAGGUUAAUGACUUCAGUGGGAAAUCGAUAGGGACAAUUUCUGCUACACAGCUCUUCAUAAACCCAGAUUUGCCUGAGGCUUCUGGCCUGAGAAAUUGGUUUGAUCGAGAGGGGAAAAAUGCUGCUUCUGUGUCUAUUUCUAGAGAAAUUAUGGCAGGAGGAUCUAAGAAUGAGAUACGUAAAACAGUGUCACAGAUCAAGGACGAGGGUCUUGGAAGAUCAGAUAAGCCUGAUUGGAUCACGGUGAAGGCAACCAUAUCUUUCAUUAAAACGGAUACUUUCUGUUACAUGGCCUGCCCGUUGAUGAUUGGAGAUAGACAGUGUAAUAAGAAAGUUACAAAGUCAGGAAACACAAGAUGGCUAUGUGACAGGUGCAAUCAGGAGUUUGAGGAGUGUGAUUAUAGAUACCUUCUUCAAGCGCAAAUUCAAGACCAUUCGGGAUUGACUUGGGUGACAGCUUUCCAGGAAACUGGGGAAGAGAUCUUAGGUUGCUCGGCGAAGGAGUUGUACUUGUUGAAGUAUGAAGAGCAAGAUGACGAAAAGUUUGGAGGAAUUAUACGAAGCAGACUCUUCAGCCAGUAUCUUUUCCGGCUUAAAAUCAAAGAGGAACUAUAUGGUGAUGAACAAAGGGUGAAGAUUACUGUAGUUAAGGCGGAUAGUGUGAGCUAUUCUUCAGAGAGCAGAUACACACUUGAUCUGAUUUCAAAGUUUACUAAAUAGUGAAUUGUUCCAAACCAAAGUAAUUGCUUCAAGAUGCAGAGGUUUUCUUUCUGCCAAGAUGAUUGAUUACUUAGUGGACAAGCUAACACUGGAACUUAGCUUUUCUAUAAAUAAAUAUCAGCAGAUACGAAUUUGUAUAUGCCCUCUAAAGUAUAAACCCAGGAUGGGAACUGGUACUUCUACAUACUCCAGAAUUGAGUUUCAUUCCUUUUCCACUUUACUUAUUAUAAUGAUUUAGCUGUCUAUACGUUGUGUUGGUCUUUUAAACCUACACUGGGAAUUGAUGUUGAAUUCAAAAAAAAAACUAUAUGAAGUUUUCCAAUUUAUA